Punctularia strigosozonata HHB-11173 SS5 is the source of this 978-nucleotide messenger RNA. RefSeq lists its product as uncharacterized. Lineage: Eukaryota; Fungi; Basidiomycota; Agaricomycetes; Corticiales; Punctulariaceae. The transcript has 11 exons. Bases 1 to 978 code for a protein of 325 amino acids. The record is from RefSeq and is a predicted model, not a curated record.
AUGUCGUCUACGAGCCCGCUCGAUGUCGGCCUCACAUUGGGCGCUCUCUACGUUGGAUUGUUGUUCUCAAUUUUCUUAUUCGGAAUCGCUACUCUGCAGUCAUACAGGUACUUUGCAGAAUACCCGAAAGAUACGCUCGCCCUGAAAUGCCUGGUAUCCACCAUAUGGGUGCUUGAUGCUAUUCACUGCGCACUUAUCUCGCAUUCUGUAUAUUACUACACGAUCCAGAACUACUUCAACCCAAAGGUUCUGUCAACCGCAGUGUGGUCGCUAGACUUGCAAAUAGCUCUCUCCAAUGUCGUAGGCUGCACCUGUCAAGCAUACUUUAUCUUCAGAGUCUGGGUGCUCGGCCGCUCGUAUCUGGUUACAGGUGUAUGCGCGCUGGUAACCCUCACGUGGCUGGCCCUGGGUAUGGUCGUCACGUACAGCGCAUUUCACGACGCAGAGCGGAGCAUCAGUUUGUGGGAGAAGGCUUUUGGGUGGGGCGUUCGAUCCGGAUUGUCUCUUCCUACAGCCGCCGACGUGUGCAUUUCUGCGUCAUUGAUAUUCUAUCUGUUUCCGAAGAGGCAUGGUCUUACGAGUACCAAUCGGUUGAUCAAGCGAAUCCUCAUCUUUACAAUUGAAACGUGCUUGAUAACGUCGUCUGCCACGAUUGUCGAUGUGAUCUGCUUUGCGUCGAUGAACAACUUCGUAUAUAUGGGCGUAUACUUUGUUUCAUCCAAGCUAUAUGUUAACGCACUCCUCGCAUCUCUCAACGUGCGGAAAGAUCUGAGAGCCAACUACGCGGUCACUCCUAUAUCAAGGAUGCAACUCACCGCUCCCGGAUCCGCGAAUAUUCACUCCUCCUUCCCGCGAUCUCCCGCGAACGGGGUCGUACUGCCAGAUCAGAUUGAUCUUAAAUCCCCUACUGGCACAACACUUGGGGGCCUUGAGGACGAAGGACCCAUUGCAUGUUACAAACGGGCGCAUCAAGUUUAG